Molecule: messenger RNA, 3761 nt
Organism: Osmia lignaria (orchard mason bee)
Lineage: Eukaryota; Metazoa; Arthropoda; Insecta; Hymenoptera; Megachilidae
Source: RefSeq, a predicted model, not a curated record
GGACAUACGCUCUUGCAUCUCGGUAUUUCGUAGUGAACUCGCCAUCAGGUUGGAUCGAUCACUAGGGGACAUACUAUCCGCUUCUACGAGAGACAUUGCACGUUAUCUCUAAACUAAAAUAAAUUUUAAGUGCAAUUUCCGGAGGAUCUAUACUGAUUGAAUCGAGAAGAGACUCGUUAACUAUUCUUCAAGAUGGCGCCGAACCUAUUUGGUACCUCGGCGACAUUAUAUUUGGAAGCAUCCCAGCAGGAUGUCCAUCAAGAUAAAUCAACGACAGAAAAGUCGAACAGUCAGAAGGUGCUUCUACAAAAGUCGUCGACGGCUAAACCGAAAUAUAAAUGGAACAUCGUUUGGAGAAACGUGAUCGCUUUUAUUUACCUUCAUAUAGGAGCUCUUUAUGGAUUCUAUCUCUUCUUCAAUGGAACAAAAUUCUACACCUUUCUUUGGACAUUUGCAGUGGCAUGCGCAGCAGCACUUGGUAUCACAGCCGGUGCCCAUAGAUUAUGGGCCCAUCGAACCUAUAAAGCAAAAUGGCCCAUGAGAUUCGUACUGAUGAUCUGUCAAACAAUCGCUUUCCAAAAUCACAUUUACGAGUGGGUGAGAGAUCACCGAGUGCAUCACAAGUUCACCGAUACUGAUGCCGAUCCACAUAACGCUCAAAGAGGAUUCUUCUUCUCCCAUAUGGGAUGGCUUUUGGUACGAAAACAUCCGGAUGUGAUCAAGAAGGGUGCUACGAUCGAUAUGAGCGACCUCGAAGCGGAUCCCUUGGUAGUUUGGCAAAGAAGGUUGUAUCUUUUCCUGAUGCCCCUCUGCUGCUUCAUAAUCCCCAUGUGGGUGCCGUGUUAUUUCUGGGGAGAGAAACCAUUUAAUUCAUGGUACAGCACCGUCUUUAGAUACACUUUGUCCUUGAACUUGACGUGGUUGGUGAACUCGGCUGCUCAUAUAUGGGGCAUGAAACCUUACGACAAAACGAUUGGACCAACGGAGAACAUCAGUGUGGCUAUAUGCGCGUUCGGCGAAGGCUGGCACAAUUACCAUCACGUGUUCCCAUGGGAUUACAAAGCGGCUGAAUUGGGAAAUUAUAGGACCAAUUUCACCACCGGAUUCAUCGAUGCCUGUUCGCGUAUCGGAUGGGCAUACGACAUGAAAACUGUUCCAGUUGAAAUUGUGAAGAAACGAGCAGCCAGGACUGGCGAUGGAACGAAAUACGAUAAAACGGAAGCCCAUCAUCAUAGCCACGAGAACAUGAAAUGGGGAUGGGGAGACGCGGACAUGCAACCUGAAGAGAUCCAGGAAGUCGAGAUUAUCAACAAAAGCGAUUAAUCAAUCAAUCGUUUACCAACGUUAUAUACACAUAUGAACCGUUUAUUUUAAGAGUGGCGUAAUUCUGUUUCCAAAGAAAAUUACAAAUUGUUUAUAAAUCAAAAGAUCACAAUAUAUAUCAAUUUUUUGUUAUCUUAAUUUUUAAAAAAACAUUAGACUCGCGCCAUCUUCAAAAUGAACGGUCCAUAAAAUAUAAACAUUUUCGGUUGGAUUUGAACGAUUGAUCGCUUAUCGAUCAGCGAUCGUUCGUUCACUACGUCAAUUAAUAUUUAUUGGACGUGUUGUCAAAACUGUUUAUUCUUAUCGAAGAGUCGACUGUUCGAGAAAUAAAACCAAAAGAAGAAACAGAAAGAUAAGCAAUAACGUUAAAUGGGUUUUUUAAAACAUCUACAUAUAUUGUUUCUUUGGUAAGAUCGAGAUUGAACGAAGUGUAAUGGUGAAUAUAACGAUAGAGAAAAAUGAUGGAACUAUUACAGUCGACUCUUCUAUUGUGUAAUCAAAUGAAUUCGUGGCCUUUCGAUUCAAUCGUAUCGUCGAGUCCGAAGAAUCGAUACCUGUACGAUACCUGGACAGUUGAUCGGUUAAAUCACCUGGUCCUGAUGUAUCUCCAGCGGUGUAGAAUUAUCGUAACCAAAGCACGUGUACUGUAUAUCGAUCAGUAGAUCGAGUAGUUCUUGUAUACACGGGAAAGGCACCUACGCGCAUUGCCAUUGAAUUUUCAAAAUUAUCGAAACUUGGACCAAGAAAAAAAUGAUUUUUUUUUUUUCAAUUUUAUGUCAGCCUCCAACUUGAACCGUUCUUUUGAACAUUCAGUAGAUACCCAAUUUUGUUGAUAAAAAAAUUAAACACUUCUUUUUGAUCCAAGUUUCGAAAAUCAUUGGAAAGAUUCGAUAUAAAGCCGGAAGACUCGAGCUCGAUCUUCGCUUAUUCGUCUUCCGCUAAAAUGUUUUUCGCGAAAUCGAGCCCGAGUCGAGAAACAGCGAUCGUUUGCCGCUUUUAGCGUCAAUUAAAUGAAACGUACAAUUAAAUCGUGGCUUGGAGAAACGCAACCGCCACAGUAAGUGCGACAAUCUAACAUCGACUAUUUGCCUUAACAACUAACUCGCUCUUUCUAUUGUCCUGUCGCACAAAUCCAUGUUUGUACGAUGUAGAAUCCUUUAGAAGAAGAAAGGAAACAGGAAGUAUACGAAAUGAUCCAGAGAUUCUGUGAUUUAAUUUAAUCCUGGAAAGUGAUCGCGAUAUCAUCCAGCGAAAGAUAGGAAUAAUAAAAAUUUUUUUAUAAUAUCAAAAUACACAUUUCAAAAAUAAUUAACUUUUCUUCUGGGUCAUUUCGUGUCGCUUCGAUGCGAACCUUCGAACGCUAUGCGACAAAUUUUUUUAAUUUUCAAUCGUUAAGUCGAUUGAUGGUGAACGCGUGCCUUUCCUUUUCUCUACAUUCUUUAUUGGGUGAUUAUUAUUUAUUUUGUUGCCGAGAUAAAACACUCCGGGGAUUAAUUUAUGUAUACAAAGGGUUAGGGAAGAGCUGAAAUUGUUUCUUCCAGGAAGUACUUCCUUUGAUUUUAUAUUAAUUAAAAAUAUAGUUUGUUGAGAGUAUUCGAAGCGUAAAUAUGGAUUCCUAUGACAAUGGAACUGAUCAUUUUCCUUUUUUAUCUAUCGUAUAGUCUCGGCACAUCGAUACGCAUUAUUUAUUCUAACAGACAUUCCUUUGAAAAAAGACACAUUUAAUUAAAAAUUACAGACUUGUAGAUAUAAAUACAUAGAUUUUAUUGAAAAUCAUUCUUUACCCUGUUACCUACCACGGAAUAUUGUUAAUAAUAAUUUUUGAUAUUUGUAAAAUGUACAGUGUAUCGAUUUAGUUUAUUUAUUAUAAUUUUGUGGUAAUUAGUGGAAAAAAUUUUCUUCUUUUUUUGGUAAUUUAAUACACUCCGUAUAAGAAAAGAAAAAUACUGAAAGCGUAGAAUAUAAGGGAUAUAAAAAUACCGUUGUUUAAUUUUCAUUUUCAACUAUGGACAAUAUCGACGAUUUUCAGUGUAUUUAUAAAUAAAUUAUUGUUAUUCGUAGAAACACGUGUCAAGGAUAGAUUGAACUAGUUAUGCAGUCUCGAAUUGCAUCUAGAGAAGGGUGGAUCAAUGUGUAAAGGUACAUUUCUCAAUUAUUUUCAUUGCAUAAUAAGUUUUUACGAUCCUUGGAGACCCACUUUUGCACCUAGAUGUGUUCUAGACGUUUGCUCAAAACGAAUAUCAACAUUCAGAAGCUUUUUCUCUAUGGUGUUUGAAGCGGUGUUGUAUGCCUUCAAACACGACAGAACGUUUCAAUUUGCAUUUCUAACACUUUCUCUGAAUACUUGUAACAGUAAAAUGAGCAAUAAAACGAGUGGACUGACAGACUUAUUCAUCGAAGAAUAAAAAGUUUGCUGGUAAAUAAAUCAUAUAAAGUAA